Molecule: messenger RNA, 3208 nt
Organism: Armigeres subalbatus
Lineage: Eukaryota; Metazoa; Arthropoda; Insecta; Diptera; Culicidae
Product: synaptic vesicle glycoprotein 2C-like
Exons: 4
Coding region: 81-1658 (525 amino acids)
Biological process (GO): transmembrane transport
Cellular component (GO): membrane
Molecular function (GO): transmembrane transporter activity
Source: RefSeq, a predicted model, not a curated record
AUAUGCCGUUUACACCUUGCAGAUUUGUGCAGCUGCACUUUUCAACUGAGUAGGCCAGCAGUGUGACGCCCAUCGAAUCCAUGGCAUCGGAGAAGAACAACUCGGAAUCGAUUCCGUUGACGGUGGUUCAAAGCUCCGCAGAACAAGGGGAAACUGCGAAACAGCCGCCCCCUGGCCACAGCUGUGACGAUGCGUUGAAGGAGGCCGGCUUCGGCAGGGCGCAGAUAUGGAUGACCUUGUUGUGUGGAUUUUCGAUUAUGUCCUCGGCAAACGAGUCGAUGGGUAUGGGCAUCAUCUUGCCGGCCAGCCAGUGCGAUCUGGAUUUGGAUCUGUCUCGAAGGGGGAUUGUCAGCGGUGCUGUUUUUAUGGGUAUUACAUUUUCAACGUAUUAUUGGGGGUAUCAAACCGAUAUUCGUGGUCGCAAAGCUGUUCUGAAGAUUACACUUCUUUCGGCAGCGGGGUGCUCGUUCCUAGCUACGUUUGUCAAUAAAUUCGAGAUCUUAGUGAUUUUACGAUUUCUAGUCGGGUUGUUAAUGUCGGCGCCUACUUUGGCGGCGGUUGUGUAUUUGGGCGAAUUUUGCCCUCCCAACAGGCGAGGACAAAUGAUCGGCUAUGCGUGCGCCAUUGGAGGGCUUGGAUUCUGCUACGUAGCCGUUUCAGCUUGGUGGAUCCUAUCAUACGAAUGGGUGAUUGUGGUCACUCAGACUUUUACCAUCCGGCCAUGGAGACUGCUAUUUCUUGUUAAUACCCUACCCGGGUUGAUAUCCGGUAUUGUGUUUUGCUUCUAUCCAGAGACACCCAAGUUUUUAUUAACUAAGGGGAGGACGCAAGAAGCGCUGAAGGCUCUUCGUUGGGUUCACAGACAAAACAAAAGGUAUCAUGAGCGUUUUCGAGUUGAACGGUUGCAAAGUGAUGUCAAAUCCCAGGCAGAAAUCGAGACUGAACAGGAGGAAAGGUCCACCAUUAUCAACAAGCUUAUUGAUCAAAUUUCUCCAUUGCUAAAAGCUCCUAACUCCAUCUACUUGAUGGUUUCCAGUUUUCAGAGCGCCACUGUAUAUAUUAUAUACGGCGGUCUAGGAGUUUGGUUUCCUCAGAUAAUGAACAUUGUGUUCACAUCGGACGUCACAACAGGGGUCAAGAUUUGUUCCAUAUUACAAAUCGAGCCAGCAACUAAUGAGUCGUCCGUCAACACAAUUGACCCGAAGGCCGGCUCAGAAUGCAAUGAUUCGCUCUCUCGGGAAGUUUUCAUCUACACCUUUGCAUCCGGGAUCAUGAUUUCAGGCUACAUGCUACUCACCUCCAGCAUCCUCACCAAAAUCACAGAGAAGAAAAUGAUCUACGUCAACCUGAUCACGGCUGGAUGCGCUGGCAUCGCUUUGCAGUACAUCACCCAUUCGUACGUAGUGGCAGCAUUGUUUUGCGUGCAGAUUGUCACUGCUUCUAUGUGCGUAGUCCUGUUGCGAUCGAUCCAAGUUACCGCCUUUCCAGCACAAGUCCGAGGAACGGCCAUCUCCCUAACCAAUCUGACCGGCCGUAUCGGACAGUGCAUCUCCAACGUCGUAACUGGCGUUCUGCUCGUCCAGCAGUGCACCUUCACUCUGUACAUCUUUGCAGCACUUCUCUUUGCGAGCGCAGGGUUGAACGCCCUGCUUCCCUGACUGCAGCAAAACACCUCCCAAAACACCAUAAUCUACUCCAAUAAAUAGAAGAAAGCGAAAAUAAUGCACAUUCAUUCGGAUCUGAUCCACCCGCGUCACCCAGCAAAAGCCACGAAUUGGAUUCACUUUCAAUCAGGUCCGUGUACCGACCGUGAAAUAUGAAUGUUUUGAUUGGUUGGUAUGCGAAUCGACUCCAGAUGAAAGGGAGAAAUCCAACGGCAAACAAAUUGUACAUUUUAUACGCCAUUAAUUUAUUUAAAGUUCGCCCAUUCAGUUUCGUUCAUCCGAUUGAUUGAUUGAUUGGCUUCCGAUGAGGAUGAUUUUACAAAUUUAAACUGGAUCGAGAGCAGACUGGAAUUAAUUUCCGAUAUGCUACGCUCGAUUUGAGCCUGUGCGAAAAGGGAGAACUUUUAAAUUCCGGCCGUUUCUAGGUUAGGAGGAUGAACCGAAAGCUGAUUGGAAAUGAACGGUAGUUGGAGUACGAGUCGGUACCGAAUGUGGAUUUAUUGGAAAAUUGAAACAUUCGGUAACUAAUCAAAUUAUGGUUGGGCUAACCUCAAUCCCACGUGCCGAGCGAACAGGUUGUCUAGGGCUGGGAAAAUCUUCUUCCGCUCAACAUGUGGCAUGAGGUUGGAAAUAGAAACCACCCAUCCGUUUAAUUUAAUCCCAUUUAAUGGACUUCCAUCCGCAGGCACAAAUGUUCACCCCUUUGCAGCAAACGUGAUCGGAUGUUUAUUACCUUCGAGUUGCAGCAACGGACAAAAAAUAAAUCCGUGUCAUCGGGUAUGACUUUCAAGUGCCAGGCGCCAAUUUGAAGGGGUGAAAUUGUAAUAUGUAGUGUGAAAGACAUUCUUGCGUUAGGGGUAUGUGAUAUGGCAAUUAUUGAAGUGGAAUCAAAAUAUAAUAAACAGCGAUCAGCUAUGGCAAAAUAGGGCUCUGAGAAUAUACGACUACUUUUAGCAGCCCUAUCAAUAUCUGCGAAUUCCAACAAAUUUAUGCUACUAACGCAGAUUCAAUACACAAUUCAAAUAAAGGUAAAGGCUUUCCUUUGAGCACGUUUUUUUCGUGGACAUAUUAGAAGAACCAAUAGCAGAAAGAAUUAUCCAUCCACAAAGUUCUCGUCAUUUCUGCAAUUCAUUAUCAUAACAAAACGUUUGUGAUAAUGGCUCUUGUAGCAUGCGUAUCACACGUGCCAUCGACCCAAGUUCAAUUCCAUCAAAUCGCAUAAUGACAUAAUGACAUAAUCACCUCAGGUACCUCCAAAUGUGAGCUCAGGGUAAGUUAAGAACUUUGCAUUGAUUUAUUUAUUAAGCAACAAAACAACUACCAACAUGUGAAACAUACGUACCCCAGUGACAUACUCUGCGGCAUACAUCAAAAAUAGAAUGCGCUAAAUCCAACACAAAAUACUUUUAAAUCUAUUCUUAUUAGUUAUACGAGGAACAUGAAAAUCAAACACUUCGUAACACCUAUUUAACCCGCGACACAUGCCUUUGAUGGGCUCAUUGAUUCCGUAGUUAGUUGUAGAAGCAAAAAUGUAAAUAAAUGAG